Coniophora puteana RWD-64-598 SS2 is the source of this 1845-nucleotide messenger RNA. RefSeq names its product S-adenosyl-L-methionine-dependent methyltransferase. Gene Ontology annotation, molecular function: O-methyltransferase activity. Bases 422 to 1771 code for a protein of 449 amino acids. The record is from RefSeq and is a predicted model, not a curated record. The transcript is spliced from 9 exons. Lineage: Eukaryota; Fungi; Basidiomycota; Agaricomycetes; Boletales; Coniophoraceae.
CUUGAAUGGCCGCCUGACGCAGGCGGUUCUCUUGCUACUGUGUUUAUGGGUUGAACGCGCGAAAGGCACUCACACUUCCUCCGUUGUCUGCUCCGAUCACGACGAACCUGUCGUCCUGUACUCACGAGAACGCGACUACGAUUGGCCUCUUUCCAGCGUCUAGUGAUGUAUAGUGCCCAUAUCCCUCUAUCCCGUCCGAACGUAGCGGAUAUGGCGAUAUCAUGCGGGGCUCUGCAUAUGCUCAUGGACACUGGACGAGAAUAGAGGGAGUUCAUUUGCCCCAACUUGAUGGGUACCUGCCGUUCGUGGUUACUUGAUCUAGCAUAAAAGCUCGAGAUUGGCCUCUGUGAUUUCCCAAGAGUUCAACUUGGCUCCUUCUCGCUACCUGCGCCAUAAACUGGCAGUAUCACUUUACAAAGCCAUGUCGACCAACGCUGACGUCGAAUCCCUCAUCUCGCUCAUCUCGUCAUCCGCCCGCGUUGCCGCUGCUGAAUGGCAGAGGACAGGAACGGACGUUCCUCCUCUAUCAGAGGCAGUGACGCACCCGAUCGACACCGCAACGGACGUCGUCGCCCUACAGCAGGCACUGCGCACACUUGAAGGCGCAUGCGAGCAUCUUACAACGUUGUUAAGUCCGCCUGGAUCCGUCAUUUUUCGGCGUACGUUCAACCCCGACACUCAUCUCCUCCGCAUCGCGGUGGAGCACAAGGUCCCCGACAUUCUCGCGAAGCACCCCAAUGGCCUUUCUCUCACCGAGCUCUCGAAGAUUGUGAACGUCCCCGAGCUGAAGUUGGGCCAGAUCAUGCGUGGGCUAGCUACCCGUCAUGUGUUCGUUGAAGUCAACACCGAUAUCUUUGCGAACAAUCGCCUCUCCCACUCGAUACGAUCCUACCUGCCUAACGGUCUGUAUGCCUUGGCAAGCCGCGGUUUGAACGAGACUCAGAGUGCAGGCUCGAACUUGUACGAGUCACUUUGUGAUGAAUCGUGCGGCCCAUCGUUCGAAGCCAAGGACAGCCCGUUCAUGCACAUGGCCCGCAAAGAUGGGUUCGAAGGCAAUGGCGUCUUUGGAUGGCUCGAGGCCAAUCCAGCGAGGCGUGAAAACUACGCAAUCGCAAUGAUCGGUAUGGGGUACAGUUGCGGUGGUCUCAAUGUCCUGCAUGCAUUCCCAUGGCAAAACUACACCUCUGUGUGCGACAUCGGCGGCAGUGUCGGCACUGUCUCGAUGCCGCUCGCACGAAAGUAUCCUCAUUUGAGAAUCACGAUUCAGGACCGUGAGGAGGUCACUCAGCACACAAUCGACCAUUGGGCAUCCAACUACCCAGAAGCUGUCGCAGAGAACCGCGCUCACUUCGUCCCUAUCGACUUUUUGACAGGCGCUCCCGUGGAAGGAUGUGAUCUCUACUACAUGCGUUUCAUCCUACACGACUGGCCUCAAUCCGACGCCCAAAUCAUCGUGAACAAUGUCCGCAAGGCGAUGUCACCCAAGAGCCGCCUGCUCAUCCACGACUACAUGAUCACUCCCCUCGACCGCAAGUCCGGUCUCGUCGAGGCGCGCGAGCACGGUAUCGAGCCUGCACCCGAGCCGCUGCUGCCCAACUACGGCGCGGGACGCGCUCGGGCGCAUUGCAUGGACAUCGGCAUGCUGCUGCAGUACAACGCGAAAGAGCGCUCGCUGACCGAGUUUUUGGAGCUUGCGACAAACGCAGGUCUUAAGUUUGAAAAGCAUUGGGAUCUCGCUGAGACAUCAAUGCUGGAGUUCAGUAUCGCUUGAUAGACUGUGCUGUGGAUGAUCUCGUGGGUUGUAUAUUCAAACUGUAAAUAGCGCAUUAUUUCACCGUGUCUUCG